GUUGGGGGGGGGCGCGAGUCGGAGAUAUCUCGACCAUACCCUCGGCAUUUUCUCCCCUGUAAGGUGGGAGGUCAGCGGUUGGUGGUCAUGCUGUCCCUGGACGAGCCCCUGGACCUGAAGCUCCCUCGGCGGGCGAAUGGGUGGGACAGAGGGGUGCGCUCUACCCCCAUGUCCCCGCUGCACCCCAAGCGAGCGCGCCUGCUCCACAUGACGGACGACGGCACCGCGGUCAUAGAGCCCGCCUCGCCAGCGUCUCCACAUACGGGUGUGCAGGUGGUCCCCAAUAAUCGGGCAGACACCCCCACGCCCCCUGCCGUGGACCUCAGCAUGUCUCCCUCGUCCCGUCACGGCCCCAGCUCUCCGGAAAUGACCAACGGCAACUACAUGUCCUCAAAUUGUCACAUGUCACAGGCCUUUCAGUUCUUCAUGCCGAUUGGAGCUGGGGCGGGACUUCACCUGCCGUCUUCCAUGUUCAUUGGCCAGACGGGCGACAGGAGGGCCUCUCCUGACCUCUCAGCGGAUGAGCAACUGGCCUGCCACUGGAAGAAAUGCCAUCUACUCUUUGACUCCCUGCAAGACCUGGUGGACCAUGUCAACGACUUCCAUGUCAAGCCCGAGAAGGACUCUGGGUACUGCUGUCACUGGGAGGGCUGCGCUCGCAAAGGGAGGGGUUUCAAUGCUCGGUACAAGAUGCUUAUCCACAUCCGCACUCACACUAACGAGAAGCCCCACCGCUGUCCCACCUGCAACAAGAGCUUCUCACGCCUGGAGAACCUCAAGAUACACAACCGGUCCCACACAGGUGAAAAGCCCUACAUUUGUCCUUACGAGGGUUGCAACAAGCGCUACUCAAACUCCAGCGACCGCUUCAAGCACACGCGCACACACUAUGUGGACAAGCCGUACUACUGCAAGAUGGUGGGCUGCCUGAAGCGCUACACGGACCCCAGCUCUCUCCGCAAGCACAUCAAGGCCCACGGCCACUUUGUGACUCAGGAGCAGGGCUCCCCGGGGGGGGUGGGCUCGCUGCUGAGGGGGAGUCAAAGUGGAGUGCUUGCCGGAGGAGGGGGCAAGGAUUCAGAGCUGUCCUACCUGAGUGCGGCCCACAUUAUCAUCCCAGGGGCGGCGGCGGCUUUCCUCGGAGGCCACGCCCUGCAGGGUCUGGGCGGUGGCCUUCCCCUGUCCCCCCUCAGCCCUCGGCCCCUGGAUCUCAGCGCGCUGGGUUGCCCCGGUUCGCCUCAAGGCAGCCUGGGAGGCGCGCCCAUCCUGUCCUUCAACGGGUCUCCGCUGGGCCUGGCCAAGUCCCAUCUGCUCUCGGCGGGCUUCCCCUCCUCGGCCCUGGGCCUGUCCAUGAUGCCCUUGCUGGGGGCUUCGUCUGAGCGGAGGUCCCACAGCAGACAGGCCAAGAGGGGCCGGAUGGAGGAGGCAGAGAACGGGUCGACCGGGGGGGUCUUGAACCUUUCCGCGGGAUCCCAUGAUCCCCUAUCGUGGGUGGUCAUCCCCCCAGGCACUGUUGUGCUCAAGCCAGCUGUGGUCAACUGAUACACACAAACGCGCACAAACACACACUUACACACACACACACACAUUCCGGAAGGGCUCAGGGGGUUGGGAUGGGAGGGUGAACGCCAUAGUGGGGGGGUACACGCGGCCAAAGGUGAUGGGGACUGGCUCGCACAAUCAAAUCCAGGCAGUGCAUUUCGUUUUGGAAACGGCAAAAAAAAAAAAAAAAACUAUAGAAACUGAUCAAAACCCUCAAUCAGCAAAACAAUAGACGACCCUUCACCUCACAGGAACAAGUACACAACGCAAGCCUCUUCUAUUGAUGGGAAACUAAACAUGGGGCCCAAGAACUCUGUUCAGGACCAUUUAUGGCUCCGUAUUUCUUUCUAUACCACGAGGCCCGACAAUGGGCUCCUCUCCGCUUUCUUAUUUUGUAUUUCAUUCUUUAUUCAUUCCUGUUUCCUUGAUGUGACAGUCUUAGUGCUCUGUGUUCUUACAAAAGUCCGGACUCAUUGAUAAGUAUUUAUAUAAAUGUACUACAUAGACGGUGUGCCUCCAGCGUAGCACUGAGAUAGAUAUACCGUGUUACUGAAUGACGCACUCGCAGUUAGGCAAACUUGCACGUAAUAGGACGAUUCUCCACAGUUGAUUUUGAAGUUUUGACCUAUUUUUCACAGGCAGCUGUGAUAAAUAUGACUCAGACAGGCUUGCCAGACCAAAGCAAGUGAACUCAAACUGUCUUGGAUUUGCAGUUUCAGCCCUGAGACAGUUAAAUUAAACAAAGCACUUGGCGUAUACGAGUGUCAACUGGUUGAAGUACUGAAACCUCAAAACUGCUGCUAACCUCUCAGCUCCCCCCCAGUGUUACAUGAACUGGGAGAGAGCACUUUUGACAAUCUGUCCCCAGUUUGGGGAGGGUGACCAAUAUGGACCCGUCUGUGUGCAGACUAGGGGCUUUUUUUUUUUUUUUUUUUUUAAAGGGCCCACAGCGAACUGAUGACUUAACAGACAGACGGUUUUCGCAUCAGCUGACAAUGACCGACCCGCUCACUCCCUCACGUGCACUAGUGAGACGUCUGGCUGCCCCCCCUCUGGCGGGACUCGACGCGCAAAACGCCCCGCUCUCCCGUUUACACCGCUCGCACUGUCCUCCCUUCCAGGACUGUCCAGCUGCUUUUACCGUAAUUGAAUCCACACAACCGAUUUGUGUCGGAAAGGGCCGACGUGGUGAUAAACACUGGCGUCUUGUUGUUGUGACCCAAUCUGUAACCAGCUGUAAAAAACAGGUGGUCGGCCGGUUGAAGUUUAGUCAAGCUCCCAUGCGGUGCCAAAAACACGUGGAGAGCGGGGGGGGGGGGGGGGGGGGGGCGGUUAUUGUGCCUCUGAGGGGGUCGUGAUGCACUCGAUGCCACAUACAGCUGGACUGACUAGGAAGCCACACUAUUGCAAACUGCCUCAUUGAACUCUGUCCAAAGGGGCAAAAAAAAAGGAAAAAAAUAGAAAAAAGACUCACUUGAAGUCUGGGAAAACAUUUCUCGAGGUUCAAUCAAGCGGUCUACACGCACUUACCACAUAUUAUAUUCCUCACAUGUUUUACAAAAUGUUACUGCCAAGUGAUGGUUCUUUGAAAAAAAAAAAAUAAAUAGGAAAGAAAUGUAAUUUUUGCCAGGGUCUUCAUGGCGGCGGAGGCUUCGCGUGCCCGCCCGGUGCUCGUGCAUGUGCGAUGCAAAGGGGAGCAGGAGAGGAUCGUCACACCACCAGGAUCAUUCCCUCAAGAGACUGUCACACACCACCCUCCUUUUUCACUCCUCCAUCCCUGCUUGUGUUGGGUCUUACUUUUUCCAAUGCCCAGUCUUAGAGAUAAUUAGUUGUAAGCUGUUUUUUUUUUUAAAUUGUUUUUUUUUUAUUGUUGUCACUUUUUUUUAUGCUGUUCAGACGAGACAUUUUUUUCUGAUGUUGAAGUUGCUUGUUGUGUUCUGUGACGGCUGCUCUGCACUCAGCUUUCUGCUGUCGAGGAUGAGUCCUUUGAGGGGUUGAGGAGAAGACGAGGGAGCGACAGGAGGAGGUUUGGAGACGACCUGUGGGGUCAGUGACGAGCUAAAGAAGGAGACCUCUUCUGAGGGGGGAACUGAGAACAUCUACAUCUGGUGGACCAAAUUCUAUCACAUUCCUCCGUGACGAUCACAUUAAGCGAUCGCUUAGAUACGGCCUAGGCAUAAAAUAUGAGUCCAUAUGAAGCGUCCUGACGGAGUUAUCUCCGGGGGUAAAUUAGAUCUGCAAACUGUGCUCCUUUCGUUCUGACUUUUAACUUCCUCGGAGAAACAACAUCCGACUGUGAAAUGGCGCGCGGUGCUGGGAAAGCAUGGGAGCAAACAGGGACAGGAUUGGCUGAAUGAAUGGACAAGGGAGAGGAAGAGACGAGGGGGGAGAGGCAGCGGGCCAGGGGGGGGAGAAGAGGCAGAGGAGAGCUGUUUUCCCGUGCAGCCGGCCUCCAUCUGGUCACCGGGCCGGCGAGCGGCCCUCUCGGCUCUGAAGACACCGGCUGCGCUCGAUGUGGCAGCGGCUCACAGGCAUACCAGCCGGCACAUAAACUAGGCCACUGAACUCUGACUGCCCUCUGGUUUUGUUUUUCCUCUUCUUUUUAAAUUGUUAUACUUUAGAGAUAACCCCCCCGAAAAAGCUCCACUUCCCCACCUCCUGGCCACAAAGUGUUUGACCAGAGAUGUGGAAAACAGGCCGACUAACAAGCCGCGUUUACGCUUAACAUCAACAAAUACAACCCUUCCUGUUUGGGGCCUCCCAACAGGCGGGCGGAUUCACAGCAGGGAUGAACCGCGUUCCUUUUGUUUCUGCUGCAGUGGUUCUUACUCAUCGUCGUUUCCUAAACCCCCCCCCCCAUCUUCUAGAACACAUCAGCAGCCCCUCUGGCCGGGCAUUGCAGUGAAUCUCUAGUUGUCAGUGGACAACCUUGGCGCGUGACGUCAUCAGAAACAGGUGUUAAGUAGGCUAGACGUGGUUUCCGUGGCAACAGUGAACCCACAGAUGCGGCGGCUCUCCUCCCUGUCUGUCUCUCCUCUGCGGACCGGAGCUAUAGGGACACAGAAAGUGGCGGCAGAAAGCUGAAUAAUACGACACGGACCCUCGCAGGGUCCACAUCUUUUCAAUAUCAAAUAAGCUGUAUGAUCCAUUAACCCUUUGAGCUCCGUCUGUAACGAGCUGCACUUUUGUUCCCCUCAUAACGUGUGUGGAUACGGGGAUGUUGCCACGUCCUUCGCCAUUGUACAGCGUUGUUCAGCAGUUGUUCGGAAAACAAAGAAUAAUUGUAAAAUGUAUCCUGAGUCGUUAAAAUAUCGGAAUUUGAUGUCAUUUUUUUUACAGUAUAAAAGUGGUACCUGCUCCUGGAGAUUUUAAAGUAACCCUCACUUAAUUCUACGAAAGGUGGAACUGAAAUCCAGGGCACAGGUUUUGUUUCAGUGUCAUUGUAAAGGAUUGCCAUUGACCGAAGAGCCACAGUGUUGCACAAAGGGUUAAUGAUAAGACUAAGGCCACGCAAGGCCUGUUCCAAGUUAUGUUUUUUGCACAUUUGUGAGAUAUUGUCAGUAUUUUAAUUUUUCCAAGUGCCUUUUUAUUACAGGUAAAAUAAAGAAGUUAUACACUAUAUGAAAAAAAAUGAUUAUAUGAAAAUAUAUUUUUCCUGGCGUCAUGUUCUGUGUUUGAACAUGCAGAAUUUUAGAGUUGUAAAAGUCUCAAGUUGGUACAGAAUAGCAAUGUUCUCCUGUUUUAGAGGAAUUUUAUUACGAUAUUGAUAAUAUUGUCAAUGAAAAGAAAAAAAAGUUUAAUAAAGUUGUAUUUGAUA
Gasterosteus aculeatus aculeatus (three-spined stickleback) is the source of this 5359-nucleotide messenger RNA. RefSeq names its product GLIS family zinc finger 2b (gene glis2b). Gene Ontology annotation, molecular function: RNA polymerase II cis-regulatory region sequence-specific DNA binding; DNA-binding transcription factor activity, RNA polymerase II-specific. Gene Ontology annotation, cellular component: nucleus. Gene Ontology annotation, biological process: regulation of transcription by RNA polymerase II. NCBI's taxonomy places the organism in Eukaryota, Metazoa, Chordata, Actinopteri, Perciformes, Gasterosteidae. The record is from RefSeq and is a predicted model, not a curated record.